GUUCCGAUUGAAUGGUCACGACUAAUACUUUUGGUUGGUACCGCGAUCUAAUUCCGUAUUUCUCCUGUGGUCACACGUAAAGGAGUGUUUGAUUUGGUGAUUAUGCGUUGCGUUGUUUGUGAUGUGUUGCCCGUUGGUUCUUGUUCAUUGAUAUGAAGAGAAUAUAGUGUAGUGAUGAAGGGAUUGAUGCAAGUGUUGUGUGUAUAUUUACAAUGAUGGUCGGGAUAAAGGACAUGUGCGGGGAGGACAUAAAGCGGCACCAUGGCGAGCUGAAGGUGCUGGAACAGCCGCGAUUGAGCGGCCUGUGCGACGGCAGUCUGUCGAAUUUGGGCGGCUCGUUGAGCAGCAGCUCGAACGACGGGGACAAGCCGACGAAACAGAAACGGCACCGGACCAGAUUCACGCCCGCCCAGCUCAACGAGUUGGAACGGUGCUUCAGCAAGACCCACUAUCCGGACAUCUUCAUGCGAGAGGAGAUCGCCAUGAGGAUCGGACUGACCGAGUCUAGGGUUCAAGUUUGGUUCCAGAACCGCAGGGCGAAGUGGAAGAAGAGGAAGAAGACCACCAACGUGUUCCGUACGCCGGGAGCUCUUUUGCCGUCACACGGUCUUCCUCCGUUUGGUGCUAUGGGCGAUGGCAUUUGCGGUUCCAGCAUGUUCAGUACCUCCGAAUCACGUUGGGGCGUCGCAGGAAUGGCAACAGGGUUGGGACAAUUGGGACAAGGAUCGGUGUCCAUGAGCGGGUUCGGUCAAUCACUGGGACAGCUGAACCAAAGCUCUGGCCUCAGUCCAGCCCUGCCCAUUAGUACGGCUGCAGCCAGCACGGUGUAUCAAGCUCAUUACGGCUUAAAUUCCCUUGGUGACAGCAUGAUGACGUACUGCCAGAGCGGCGGCGGAGGUGGCGCGGGCGGCGGUACACCGGGCGGCGCCGGCAACGGCGCUUCACCGCCACCCCAAAUUCCGUGUUCGGGGGCGGCGGCCGCCACUCCGCCAGUGGCGGCGGCGGGCGCCUCCCCCGGCGCCGCUGGCGGCGACGACGACGACGUGUGGCGUGGACACAGCAUCGCUGCCCUGCGGCGGCGCGCUUCCGAGAUAAGCGCCGCCAUACCGUCGUAUCUGCAAAUCAACUACGACACGCACAGCAACGCUUCCGUUUAUUAGACAGGAGCGUCGCGACCCCAUUCUUGGUCAUGGGUUCGUCCCCGGCUGUUUAUGUUUUUAUCAAUGAAGACGGUGCGGUGUGUCUUAUUUAACGUGGGGAUUUCUCAAGAUUUCUUCGAUUUAAUUCGUAGUAACAUAAGGUAUCAAAUCGUUCCAUCAAAAUAUGUCUGUCUAAUCGAAGUCGUCUGAUAUUUCUUUUUAAUUCCAUUGGUUUUAUUCAGUGCUAUUUGUGCUAAUUAAGAAGAAAUAUUAAAAAUGCAAUUUAAUGCAACAUUGAAUAAUAUAUGUUUUUAAAAUAGAGUAUAAAACCAUGUUAUAAACGUUCGUCGCUCGAUAAUUUAAUUAUUUUGACAAUACAAAAAAAGAAUUUCAAUUUUUCAGCCUUAAUUGAAUCAUGUCCGUACUAAAAUCAAUACUUUAAAUCGUAUUUGUUUUUAAAACAGAAAAAAAGAAAAUCCUUAAUAAAUAAUACACAUUUGGGCACUGCCAUGUGAACGUACUAAUUAUAUUUGUUUUCUACUGUUGUUAAUUUGGUAAUACAUUGGAAUCAUUUUAAAGCUUUAAAAACCUCUUUGCUUAAUAAAAUAUGGAUGAACUGGGACUGAUGCAUUAUUUAUUUUAUUAUCGAUUCCCAAAGUUUAUUUAGUUUAUUUUGUAAAAUAUUUAUAAACCCAUCAUACCAAUAUAUUAUCAAAUCUGAUUGUAAAAAAAGUAGUCUUCAUGUAUGUUUUCAUUUACUUUCUUAGAUAAGAAACAAUAAAAUUUAACUAUUACCUGUUUCACAGUAUACGGACUGGACCUGGUGUUUUUACAUUAGAACCGUAACACACAGUAUAUGAACACGGUAAAUAUGUAUACCAAAAUCUAAUCCAAACACGUAUACUUACUGUAUGUACAAAUGUAAAUUCUGAUGUAAAAAUGUCACAUUCUUAAUAUUGCAAUAACAUUCCUGUUAAUUCCUGUUCAAACGCUGAAAGAAAUAGGUACAAUUUUCUCUAUUAAAAAAAGUGCAUCAUUUACACGCGUGGAAAUACAAACAUUUAAAAUUUUUAUAAUUAGAAAUUACACCUGUAUUAUACUUCCAAGUAAAAUCAUUUUGCAUUUAUGAAUAAUAUAUGUGCAAUAUUUGAAUGCGAAGCGGUUUUACGGACUACAAAUAGUGUGGCGUCUAUGUAUACGAUGUAAAAUAAUAAUUGUACAAAGAAAUAAAUAACUUGUAUGUUGAAUGGCAUAUUACAUGGUUAUAUGGUAAAAUAGUGUGACGUGUUUAAAUUUUUGUCGGGGUCAGAAUAUGGUAAUUAAUUCAUUUUUUUUGUUCGUUUUUAUUCUUACAGCUUUAUAUUUUUUAGUAAAUAAAUCAGUACUUGUAUUCGUACGCAUUCCCAUGUUCUGACACAAUUUUAGAGUAGAUAAGGAAACGAGGAAGCUCCCAAUUUCUCACAGUAUACAAAGUAACAGCAGUAUACGUCAUUAUAAAAUGAUUUUGUUUCAACAUUAGUUGUACUAAUUUUAUUUAUUAGAGAUAUAUUAUCUCAUUGAAUCAGUGAUAGAAGUGUACGAUUUGUAAUUUUCUUUUCUAUAUAUUUAGUAGAUAUAUUUUUAAAUGUAUUUUUAAUGAGAAUAUUGAAUGUACUAUAUCUAAAAUUUUAGUUUUAUUGUAAAAUUAUGUAUUGAUUAUGUG
Aethina tumida (small hive beetle) is the source of this 2841-nucleotide messenger RNA. It is a transcript of the gene otp, whose product is annotated as homeobox protein orthopedia-like. Gene Ontology annotation, biological process: neuron differentiation; regulation of DNA-templated transcription. Lineage: Eukaryota; Metazoa; Arthropoda; Insecta; Coleoptera; Nitidulidae. The transcript is spliced from 5 exons. The record is from RefSeq and is a predicted model, not a curated record. Bases 213 to 1160 code for a protein of 315 amino acids. Gene Ontology annotation, molecular function: DNA binding; DNA-binding transcription factor activity, RNA polymerase II-specific.